AUGUGGGUGCUCGAGGCCAGCGGCGAGAUAUUGCGGGGGAAGCGCAUGUGGCUUAGGCCUGGCAAACAGUAUCUCUUUGGCCGUGUGAAGAAGGACGGUGUCCGUUUUGCCAUUGACCACAAGACCGUCUCGCGCAAACAUUUCAUUAUUGAUGUCUCCGAGGUGGCGGACGGGGAAGUUGGACAAGUACAUGCCCGAACCAAAAUCACAAUCAUUGAUCAGAACUCCAAGAGUGGCACUCGAGUCAAUGGAGAAGAGCUCAAGGGCAAGGACUUUAGGAGACGGGAGCUGAAAGAUGCAAAAAACUCUGUGAGACCUGGGACCCUGGACCAAGAGCUGUUGAUUACAUGGGUGCCCUGCGUGGUGACCUUCUACUUGCUCAAGAAGGAAAUCAAAGCUGGCGUGCUGCAGGCCAAACAGGAUUGGGUCAGAAAACUCGGCAUCAAAGCCAUUGCCGAUUUCUUGCCAGACCACACCACCCACGUCGUCUCCAGCAAACGAAAUACCGCAAAAGGUCUCCAAGGAUUAAUCAGCGGCAAAUGGCUUGUGGCGGAAUCUUUUAUUGAGGCGCUACAGCUACAAGCAACACCGACAACGCUGAGUCAAGACGAAAAUGAUUGCCAACUGGAGCUUGACUUCGAUGCAGCGUGGCCGCAAGAGACUGAGCACCUCCCUCCUCCAGGCAAGGAGCCCACUCUUCGACCGGCUGAAUCAUACCAGCCUGGACCAGACCGAGCGCAUAUCUUUGAAGAUUACACUUUUGUGUUCUGCGACCCGGCGCAAUACGACAAUCUCCUUCCAGUCAUUACUCUUGGUCAUGGCAAGGCUCUGCUCUUCAACAUCACCAUGGGCCAGACGACAGUUGAAGAGGCUCUCGAGUUCGUGACCAACGCAGCUGGUCAUAAGACGGCCGGGAGAAAUCAGGUUCAUUCUGGUGAGGGAGGUGUCAUAAUGCUCAAGUUCAACCACCAGCGCAUCGAUAGCGAAUGGGCACAGAACUUCGAGAGCCAGGUUGCUCUAAAGCUUGACCAGAGGAGUAUCGAUCAGUCCGAAUUUCUGGAUGCCAUUCUUGCCAAUAAUGCGGCUCUCUUGUGUCAACAAAUCGCCCUCGAGUCAUAUACAGAGGGAUUCAGAGCACCUCCGCCGUCAGCUGCCCCUUCUUUCGCCCCGGUUCAAGCACCUACGCUGAAUAGAGACACGAGCGCUGUAACGAACGGCGACCACAGUCAAGAUCCGGCUCGUCGUAGGAGUACUCAGACCCAAAACUCCGGGCGGCAGACGCAGCCUUCCGCGUCUACUCGCAAGACGCCAACACAGAAUCCGGUCCCUUCCCAAGAAGGCCAGGCUAUAGCGCAUGGUGCCCCAAAUGGGACCCCACAUGACUCGGCGCCUAAGGAGAGCCAGCCGCAACCAUCAAUGAAAAAGCCCAGCUAUCGACCGCCAACACAGAUCAAGUUCGAUGAUGAAUUCAAUCCUGACGAUGUGGUUGACUUCGACGAUGACGAUGAUGAUAUGCAGGUUGUCGAGGCAUCGCAGGUCGAAGACUCUGAGCCAGAAGCGACAACUGCUCCGCAGAAGGAGAACAUUCAGUCAUCCGCGAGAAAGCGUGGACGGUCGCCCAGCGCCAACCGCGAAGAUGUCUCUGCAGGCGGAGUGGAGGAUCUCCUGCCGGCCGCCAAUGCCAUGAAGCGACAACGUCGGGAAUUUGAACAAGAACGUCGGCGUAAGGGCGAAGUGGUCAAGCCAGCCACCAUGCAGGCCCCUUCUAAGCCACCCAGGAAGGAGCUUGAUGUUCGUGAGGCUAUGAAGCGCCAACGUGAGAGAGAAAAGUCACGUGCUGAUUUUGAGAAUAACGAAGAAGAAGAACGAUUACCACCUCCGGACCCUAAUGACAAGGAGCCGGCGAACCUGGCCGCGGUCGAACACAUGGACAUUCCCAUACGUCAGCGCUCGCUGCCCAGACGCCGAGGUAUCAACCCUGAAGACGACCCUCGAUGGGACGAGCGCUGGAAUGGUCUCAAGAAUUUCAAGCGGUUCAAGCCGCAAGAAAAAGACGCUGUCCGAAGACCCAACCAUGGCAAAGUUCUAGUUGAGCUGGUUCCAGUUGAACGCAAAACCGGUGGUAUGGGGCAGCAAUACUGGCCUAGGCCGGAGGAGGAGCGCGAACAGCAAAAGAAGAAGAAAAGAAGGGAGGAGAAACGUCGUGCCCAGGAGAGCCUCAGCCAGAGCCAAGGCGUCCGCGGCAGAACCACAAUCCAGAUCGACGAUGAGGAUGAGAACGAAGAUGAAGGGCGGUUCCGUCCAGGCCGGGGCAGGAAUUCCGGUCGCACUAGUCAGGUCGAGGGUGAGCGCAGCGACCAGGACGAUGGCGUGAAUCGUACGAGCCCUGCUACAGCUCGUCUGCAGGAAGAGGCGGCCGCCAUUGUCGACCAUGAUAUCGACAUCGACUCUCCUCGGCGGACUCGCAGAGAUGAAGCGCGUACUCAGACUCAGUCGACCGCUCAACCGUCAUCGAGGCCAUCGUCUGCUGCAGGUGCCACGAACCCAGCAGCGAGAGGUACAAAGCGGCCAGCAAGCUCAUCAACAGGUACCGCAGCGGGUACGAAGCGGCAGAAGAAGCUUUCGGUCACGCGGGAGGAUUCCGGUGAUGACAGUGACGACGGCAAAUUCAGAUUUGGCAAAGGCAAGGGGCGACGGGGUCGCACAUAG
Molecule: messenger RNA, 2709 nt
Organism: Cyphellophora europaea CBS 101466
Lineage: Eukaryota; Fungi; Ascomycota; Eurotiomycetes; Chaetothyriales; Cyphellophoraceae
Exons: 1
Coding region: 1-2709 (902 amino acids)
Biological process (GO): double-strand break repair via homologous recombination; mitotic G2 DNA damage checkpoint signaling
Cellular component (GO): Mre11 complex
Molecular function (GO): damaged DNA binding; protein binding
Source: RefSeq, a predicted model, not a curated record